AUGAAACGACAUGGCGACAUCAUCAGGUUUCACCACGUCCGCGUCGCGCGAACGAGCUUGCUUGGGGGCGUCGCGGUGGUGUCGCCGGAGGGGAAGUAUUCCAGGGUCCCUGGGGGGCAGAAGCAGUCGUACGGCUCCAUGCUCGCCGUCCGCGCGAACAUCGUCAUCAACGCCUCGAGAUCUCUUGCUCGAGCGCUCUCAAUCGCCUUUCGCUUCGGUGCCGUGAGGACACAGGGUUACGACGAGAGAGAGGGCGCGUCGCCGGGGUCGGAGAGACAGGUGUUGGACUACCCCACCCAACAGCGGGUCCUCUUGCCACUCCUGGCUCACGCCUACGCGCUCCACUUCGCCGGACAGCACAUGAAGUCCGCCUACCACUACUACCUCGACACCCAAGACGCGGAAGCCCUUCCGGACUUGCACGCCACAAGCGCUGGGCUUAAGUCUCUCGUAACGCAGAGUGUAGCGGACGGCAUCGAAGCGGCCCGCAAGAUGUGCGGGGGGCACGGCUACUCCCAGUUCAGCGGCCUGCCCGACCUUUCCUCGGGGUACCUUGCGCUCGCGACGCUGGAGGGCACCCAGCAGGUUCUGGAGCCUCAGACGGCCAGGCAUCUGCUGCGCUCCCUCGCCGCGGCCCGCAAGGGCAAGCGCUUGAGCGAGGCGUUCUCGUACCUCUCCCCGUCUUCUACCCAACAAGGCGCCGCAACCACCACCACCUCGCCCGCCGUGAGCGUGAGGAUAGGCGCCCAACUCAGGAGGCCGGAGACCCAGCUGCGACUGUUCCGCGGCCGCGCCCGCGCAGCGGUGUUGGCGGCGGAGGAGGCGGUGCAGCGGGGGGGGAAGGGGACUGCUGGAGCAGGAGGGGGGGCGGCGGCUGGGCGGGAGGCUAUGGUAGGGGCCGCGGUCGAGCUUGGGAGGGCGACCCGCGCGCACUGCCAGCUGCACCUCGUGGAGAGGUGCAUGGCGGGCGUGGAGCAGCAGCGGGAGGCGGCGGCGGCGGCGGCGGCGGCGGCGAGCGGGGAGGAGCUCAACACCCGCGAGGUCAACGUCCUGUCGUCGCUGAGGGACUUGUUCGCGCUCUCCAUCGUCGAAGAGUGGUGGCCGGGAGGGCUGGGCAAGACUUCGACGCACUGCGUGCUGAUGGCGCAGCUCGUGUUGGACGGGAAGGUGCUCGGGGUGCAUCCUUUCUUCGUACAGCUCCGCAGCAUGACGGACCACAGCCCUCUCAAGGGCGUGGCGAUCGGAGACAUCGGGCCCAAGCUCGGCUUCAACAGCACCGACAACGGCUUCUGCAGGCCUGCUGUUGCUGCUUGCUGCCUGCCACGCUGGUGGGCGGGGGGCGAGGGGGGGUCUUGA
This is a messenger RNA of Ectocarpus siliculosus, 1356 nucleotides long. NCBI's taxonomy places the organism in Eukaryota, Phaeophyceae, Ectocarpales, Ectocarpaceae. The record is from the annotation of a GenBank genome assembly.